UAAAAGGAUAAAAUUAUGUUUCAAUUUUGGUUUUGAGACACCGUGUUUUAGAAAAGGUAUCCCCGAAACUCACUUUCGUCCUUUCCUACACAAAUAGCCAGCGUGCAAAGACGUUUCGUGUCUCCACAUAGACUUAAAAAAUGCGUUACGUUGCCGCAUACCUGCUAGCCGUUAUUGGCGGAAACAAGAGUCCCUCAGUUGGGGAUAUUGAGAAGAUACUUGGGAGUGUUGGUAUCGAGGUGGAGAAGGCAAAUGCUGAGAAGGUCAUCAGUGAACUGAAGGGAAAGAACCUUGAAGAACUCAUUGCUGAAGGUUCUGAGAAGCUUGCCUCUAUGCCAUCUGGAGGUGGUGGUGGUGGUGCUGCAGCUGCCCCUGCCGCUGGUGGAGAAGCCAAAGAAGAGAAGAAGGAAGAAAAGAAGGAAGAAUCUGAAGAAGAGGAAGAUGACGACAUGGGAUUCGGUCUCUUUGAUUAAACAGACUCUCAAAUAUCUUCUCGUGUAGAAAAUAUGAAAUAAAAAAAAA
Molecule: messenger RNA, 522 nt
Organism: Owenia fusiformis
Lineage: Eukaryota; Metazoa; Annelida; Polychaeta; Sabellida; Oweniidae
Source: the annotation of a GenBank genome assembly